Molecule: messenger RNA, 1372 nt
Organism: Manduca sexta (tobacco hornworm)
Lineage: Eukaryota; Metazoa; Arthropoda; Insecta; Lepidoptera; Sphingidae
Product: CD151 antigen
Exons: 7
Coding region: 16-978 (320 amino acids)
Cellular component (GO): membrane
Source: RefSeq, a predicted model, not a curated record
AAGUGUUUAAUUGUUAUGAGUGAAAAUAUACCUUGUAGUUAUGGCGAGCCCACGGAUGACCAGCUCAUUACCAAGGAGUCCUUCAGUAGAAACGAUAUGGGGAAGACGGACAAGGCUCAAGGCAAUGAGCCAACGACGGCGGAAGGAGCUCCGGAGGUCGUGCCAGAGGCUGAGGAGAGCGGCCGGCGAGCUAACUACCUGAAGAAAUUGAAGACCAAGAAAGGUCGUAGACUAUGCACGCAAAUUGCUUUCGUAGCUCUCAACUUUGUCUCUAUUGUUACAGCAUUAUCGUUGAUAGCGGUGACAGUGCUGACGUCGCUGGCAACGAAGGUGUUCGACACUGAACAGUCCAACAGGCUGGUGGGGAUGGUGAUCAUCGCCGUGACGGCUGCAGUGGCUAUAUCCAUGGGUAUAUAUGCUGUGGUGGCCGUGUUCAAGAAGCAGACGAAGCCUAUACAUGCUGCAACAAUAGUGCUGCUGAUCCUGGCUGCGAUCCAGUCGAUCCUAGCCGGAGUAUCUGUGAAGGUGAGCCCGCGGGACGAGCUGCACCUGGGCAAGUCUCUCGCCGACUCGUUCAAGCUGGCCCGGGAGAACAAUCCGCGACACGUGAAGCUCUGGGCUGCUACUCAAUAUGAUCUCAACUGUUGCGGAAUCAUAAGUGCUGACGACUACCGCGACUCUAAAACUCCUUACUACUUCCCCCCGAACGUGCCUAUCUCCUGCUGCCCAACCUUCGACCCUGACAGGUCCGAACUGGUGCAGGAGCGAGACAGAGAGGUCUGCAAAGCCAGGAAAACGUUCUACGACCUUGGCUGCAGGGAUCUGAUCAUCAAUGUGUUCAAAGAGACUUCUCAUAUAGUGAUUGGAGUUCUGACUACUUUGAUCAUUCUGGAGCUCUUCAUUGCUUUACUUGGCUGGAUUUUAUGUCGAAACCAAAAAAGUUUCAGAAGAGGCGUAGAAGACGAAGAAGCCAAAUAAUCCUAUUUUCCUAACAAUGAAAUAAAUCAAAGGCUGAUUUUGUAAAAUAUGGCUAGGCUACGAUUAAAACUUGACCGAUAGUUGGCGUUAUUACACAAUUGUUUAUGUUAUGCCAAAUGCAAUGGCAAAUUUUAUUUUAAACGCCAGCUUUCACGUGUGUCUGAUUAUUUAUAUUAUUUAAAGCAUUUAUUUAAGGUAGAAAAUCGCUGUGAACAAUUUAAUUAACGUGAUUAAAAAAUUAGAGCGAGUUUGUGUAUUGUUGUAUUACACCGCCAUCUAUACAAUGCAUAUAUAAACUCUACGAAAUAUUGUAUGCUUAUGUACUGCUCUGCUAUCUAAUAUUGUAGUAAAACACUAGAUGGCAGUAAAUCAAUAAAGAAACAUUAUUUCUGAA